Molecule: messenger RNA, 825 nt
Organism: Saitoella complicata NRRL Y-17804
Lineage: Eukaryota; Fungi; Ascomycota; Saitoellomycetes; Saitoellales; Saitoellaceae
Exons: 2
Coding region: 1-825 (274 amino acids)
Biological process (GO): NAD+ biosynthetic process
Molecular function (GO): nicotinamide-nucleotide adenylyltransferase activity; nicotinate-nucleotide adenylyltransferase activity
Source: RefSeq, a predicted model, not a curated record
AUGGAUUUGGAGGAGGUUCCGCUCGGGAUCGUGAGGCAGGCAACAAAGCUGGAGGACUACAAAUUUCCGGAUCAUCGUUUGCGGACGGUCAUGGCGGACUCUACAAGAACACCGUUGGUGAUCGUCGCAUGUGGUUCGUUCUCGCCGAUUACGUAUCUCCAUCUUCGGAUAUUCGAGAUGGCGCUCGAUAAUAUCAGGGAGCAUACGCGGUUCGAGGUCAUGGGUGGGUACUACUCCCCUGUUUCGGACCAUUACCGGAAAUCUGGUUUGGCACCGGCGAAUCAUCGUGUUAGGAUGUGCGAGUUGGCGAGUGAGAGGACGAGUUCGUGGUUGAUGGUUGAUGCCUGGGAGACUUUGCAAAAUAACUAUACCAGGACAGCGGUAGUUUUGGAUCAUUUCGAUGAGGAGAUUAACGGGAAGCGGGGAGGUGUGAGGACGAAGGAUGGCAAGGUGAAGAAGGUGAAGAUCAUGUUGUUGGCUGGUGGAGAUUUGAUUGAGACGAUGGCAGAGCCGAAUGUGUGGGCGGAUGAGGAUUUGCAUCAUAUCUUGGGCAAUUACGGAACCCUGGUUGUUGAGCGAACGGGAGCGGAUGUGUGGGGAUUCUUGCUGAGUCAUGAUAUUCUUUGGCAACAUCGAAAGAACGUUCUGGUCAUUAAACAGCUGAUUUACAACGAUAUCUCAUCGACGAAAGUACGACUGUUCAUCCGACGAGGCAUGAGUAUACAGUAUCUGCUGCCGAAUAGUGUGAUCAAGUAUAUUGAGGACCAUGGACUGUAUCAUGAGACAGAACCGGUGAAGACGGUCAUUCUGGAUAAAGGUGCUUGA